CCGUCUGACAAAAAGCCCAUAUGAUCCCCGAGCUCCAAUCACCAAUUCCUUCUGCAAAAGCAGCCUCUGCAUUUUUGUCUGUCUGAAUGCUACAGCAGCACGGGGGGGAAAAAGAUUGAGGAUAAGGCAAAAACUGAGGAAAUGUGACAAUUCAACGGUCAUUUUCAUGGCGAAGGGAGAACUGGUGCGAGAGGAGUUAUUCUGGGACUCCUUCGAGCCUCGAAACGCUGGAUCAAAAUGCUCAUAGUGGAGAAGACCACAGACUUUCCCUCUGCUGAGUUCUCUCUGGUGGAGGAUGUGGCUCUGCACUUCACUUGUUUGAUGGACAGGCUGAAUGAGCAGCGCCUCUUCCAGCCUGACCUGUGCGACGUCGACAUCGUACUGGUGCGUCAGCACAGCACCUUCCCGGCCCACAAGGGUGUGCUGGCAGCCUACAGUCCUUUCUUCCACUCUCUUUUCGCCCAAAGCAAACAGCUGCGGCGGGUGGACCUUUCGCUGGAUGCUUUGACCUCACAGGGCCUGCAGCAAAUCCUCAACUUCAUUUACACCUCUAAACUUCUGGUCAGCAGCCAGACGGUCCGCGACGUGCUCAACGCCGCUACCCUGCUUCAGAUGAGCGACAUCGCAGCUUCCUGUCGCGACCUCAUCAGCAGCCACUCGCUGAGAACCACCUGUGCAGAUAUGGCCAAUCAGGAAGGUCUUGGUGGUGUUGACCCAGCUGCUGUAGUGAUGCCACCCAGUCAGCUUUACCCAGAGAUCAAACAGGAGUCAGAGCUGGGGAGGGUGUACAAGAGGGAAGGCAGCAGCCCAUUCUCUGUUAGAGUGGAGGAGACAGGGAAGGUAGCCUCCCAGCAGAAGCAGUAUUACCAGAAGGAGGAUGGGCCAGCAGGGGGGGCUACCACAGGAGUGGCUGCUUUGUGCAAAGUUGAGAGCAAUGGAGAAGAGUCAAAGACCACUGAUGGCCACGCCUCCUUCAACAGAAACCAGAUCAUUGUUGAAGUCAACCUCAACAACCAGACCCUCAACGUGUCAAAGGGAUCAGAGGGCAAAUCGGCAACCACCACAGAGCCAACCACCAUUUUUGGUCGUUGCCAUGACAAUGAGAGAGACUCGGAAGACGAAGAGGAGAAUGAGGCGGAGAAUGACGACACAGUUGCAGAUGAAGAUGACGAUGACCUGAGGAGGGGGGACAUACUGGGGCAGAGCAGUGAGGAGGAAGAUGAUGAGGAAGACGAGGAAGAGGAGGAGAACACCCUUAACAUUCCAGGCUUGGAGCAGCCAGCAGUAAUGGAUCGACCUCGCAGGGGCACCAGAGCCUUUGCCAUAGCAGGUACGACUGCAUCCAUGCGGCAGACGCUCACAGAGGCCACGCUGGCCAACCAGCGGGAGGGCGGGAAGAGGACGCUGGACUCAGAGGGCCUAGGCCAGAAAGUGAGGCUGGAGGAGAAGCAACAUUUCCCAUGUAAGAAAUGCCCCCGCGUCUUCAACAACCGCUGGUACCUGGAAAAACACAUGAACGUCACUCACAACCGCAUGCAGAUCUGCAAUAACUGUGGGAAACGCUUCCUGCUGGAGAGCGAGCUGCUGCUGCACCAGCAGACCGACUGUGAGAAGAGCAUCCAGUGUGUAACAUGUGGCAAGGCCUUCAAAAAGCUGUGGUCGUUACACGAGCAUAACAAGAUCGUCCAUGGCUACGCUGAGAAAAAGUUCUCCUGUGAGAUCUGUGAGAAGAAGUUUUACACCAUGGCACACGUCAGGAAGCACAUGGUCGCCCACACGAAGGACAUGCCUUUCACCUGUGAGACAUGCGGGAAGUCGUUCAAGCGCAGCAUGUCCCUGAAGGUUCACUCUCUGCAGCACUCAGGAGAGAAACCCUUCAAGUGUGAGAACUGUAGUGAGCGCUUCCAGUAUAAAUACCAGCUGCGUUCCCACAUGAGCAUCCACAUCGGACACAAGCAGUUCAUGUGCCAGUGGUGUGGAAAGGACUUCAACAUGAAACAGUACUUUGACGAACACAUGAAAACACACACUGGAGAGAAGCCGUACAUCUGUGAGAUCUGUGGGAAGAGUUUCACGAGCCGGCCAAACAUGAAGCGCCACCGCCGCACCCACACUGGGGAGAAGCCGUACCCCUGCGAGGUGUGUGGCCAGCGCUUCCGCUUCUCCAACAUGCUCAAAGCCCACAGGGAGAAGUGCUUCCGUGUCAGCAACCCCAUCAGUCUCGACCAGCCUCUGGCCUCGCCCGCUGUGGACUCUUCCGGUCAAGUGCAGCCGGUGGCGGCACUCCCCGCCACGUCUGUGACCACACCCGCUGCUGCCUCUAGCCCACACCCCCUCCAUGGAACCCAGCUGUCUCUCCCCCUGCUGCACCCUCCCCUGGGGGGACUGCCUCCCACCCCUCACUUACCCCCGCUGCCUCCCCUGUUCUCUGCCGGUAGGAUGAACUCCAACAACUAACAAUUCUCUGUAGCAUUCAACUUUUUUUUGUUUUGUUUUGUUUUUCUUAGAGCUUUUAAGAUGACUUAAAAUGCAGCAGGAGAGUGAUGCUCCUCAGUGACAUUCACACUGAGGGGUAAAAACUGACUGAAGGCUGCAUGGAGGCCUCCUAAAAAACACACACACAUACACCUACCACAAUAAGAAAUACUUAUUUUUUACUCUGCUAAAUACAAUAGAUAACCUCAGUGUCCAGUAGGACGUGUUGUCACUACGCUUCUCCUCAUGAAUUUCAACAACUCUGUUCUGGUUCCAUUUGGGACUUUCCACUACCACACACUACUUUCCAGAGCCUUGCACAAUGCAUUGAUUGUAGCAUCUUUUACAAAGUGGGAAGAAGAGUUUCCAAAAUCUUUACUCAUUUGGGGGGGUCAUCAGUCAAGUGAGAACCACACUAUGACGAGCGAAAAUUAUUUUUGGCUGUUCUCUGCCAAGAUGUAGCGAGUGGUUUUGGUCUGACCCAGCAAUAACCAAAUGCUGAUUUGUCUUCGAGCAUAUACAUGUAUGGCAUUGCCAGUAACCAAAUCCUGUUAGCUCAACCGCUAUAGUUAGAAAAUGUUAUACAGCAUUUAUAAUCGAUCCUGCACCUUACAUUUAACUCUAGUGAUAUUUAAAAUGUACUCCUCUAAUUGUCUUCAUUUUUAUAAUUGUGGUUAGUGUAUAAUUCGUGGCACGUUACGUCAAUUUGUCAGGAUGUAAGAGAAGUUGUGACAUGUGGAGAGUCAGCCAUGCAAUGCAGUGUGUGUUGUCUGUGACUCUGAGUGUCUGUGUGUGUGUGUGUAUGUGUGUGUGUGUGUGUGUGUGCUCGUGAUAUGAAGCAGAGACGAGAGAUCUUCAGAUUUGCGUUCAGCUAAUCAACGCUUGAGCUUCCCCGAGUCAGGAGAUAAAGUAAUAUGUUGACUCUCAUCUGUUGCUUACAUUAAGCAAGGGCGCUCCUCCUUGUAGAUCUGGCUUUGAGACAAUAUCGCACUUUUCUGUGACUUAUUAGUAAAACCUAAUGUACUCAGGCCUACAGUAUAUUUGUAGGUUACAAAUCUAACGUUAAUGUUAACUUACAGCUCAUGUCCCAACUAGGUCCAAUCUAUAUAAUUAGUUGCCAAGAAUGUAGGGACUAUGAUAUUCACAAAAAACCUGCUUUUAUAGCUAAGUGUGCACAUUUCAUUAUGAUGUAUAUUGUGAAAUGUUAAACAUUAUAUUCCCAAUGCCUAGAUCUCUCAAAGAGAACUGACAGCGAUUACUCUUGGCACAACAGAGCAAAUCAUUAAAAGGGCUCCUUAAGAUUACAUCACUGGCAGUUUCUUUUAAUGGUGAUUUUAGAAGCUGAUCAAAGUUAGAGACAUGCAGUAUGUAAUACGGCUCAAAAAUGUGGUCCUGUGUUCACCUUUCACAGCUGUUUGUCGUAAACCUACUGGAGUAGAAGUAAAAGAAUAUAAUCAAAUCUUUGUGAGUUUAAAGGAGCAGCUUGACAUUUUGGGAAAUACGCUUAUCUGUGUUAAUGUACUUUCUUGUCCAGAGUAGAAUGUGAAGAAGGACCCCACUCUCAUGUCAGUAACUUAAAUAUGAAGCUGCAGCCAGUGCUGCCAAUUAAAGUAGAUAGCACUAGCCCCAAAAGUCACUAAAAGUCCUCAGAUGACCUCAUACACUCAUGUGCACAUUGAUGUAGUUGUGUCAGCAGAAGUGACGGAGAGAUCGCAAAGAGCUAUAUAAAAGGUAGACAGACAAAUAUUUUGCAAAAUAAUCACCGACUCACUACAGGGAUAUUGUGUAUUUGAAGAAAAAAAAAAACAGAAAAAAAAUCUAUGAAAGGAGGGAGAAGAUCAAACUAAUAAUUUAUAUGUUUACAAGCUAUAUAAUCUAUGUAUGGUAUUUCUAUAUUCUAUGUGAGAGUGACAUAACCAUAGAAAUUUGCAAUAACUGCAGCAGUAUGAAUUACAAUAUAAUAUAGGUUAUUUCAAGAUGUAAAAGGCCCCUUCUCUGAUGGCUUACUUCCCAAAAUGUGAAAGUAUUCCUUUAAAUCUGACAUUUCAAUCAGUAAAUUAUCCAAAAAUAGUCUCUGUGCACUAUUGAUGCACUCCCACUCACUUUAUCUAUAGAUAGCCUACUUGUAGUGUAGCAUUAACUUGUAAAUAUUGUUAAGAUGUGUUUCUUCCUUGUGAUUAAUUCCUCAUGUUUACAUAUGGAGAGUCAGUUGAAUGUGCCCCCACAUGUGUCUUGGCUGGUACUACCAAUAAGCUUUUGUAAAUGUAAUAAGCUGUUCAUUGUUUAAUUUAAAAGUAAAAUUUAAGCACCUUAGUGUUGUCCUAUGUCUUCGCUUACCCCACAUGUAUUCCUUAAACUGCCAUGGUUAAAUGGUUAGGGCCACAUCAGAUGUUAUUUGAUAAUGGUACUUCUUUUUUUAUGCGUCUAACAUGUUUUGUACUUUGAUUUGCUGCUUUUGUACGGGUUCCAGUGUGAGACUGCCCUUAAAAUGAAAAGUCUAGAGCUGUUAAAUAUUUGAAUUUCUUCUGGCUGUGAUAAAUCCAAUUUAGCCUUACUGGACCAAUCAGCUCCAGGGUCAGAAAUGAGCUAAAAUUUAGACAUUUGGAGAUGUUUGAUGAGGUAACUGCCAACCUUUUAUACCCAUGUAAGGUUUGAUCUGGUCGCUGGUGCUUCUGAUUGUGGGCAGGGAGGACUAAAGGCAUCCUGUUAUGUCACACAGACUAAGGACUGAUGCUGUCUUUUGGCGUCUUAGUAAAUUGCACUCUGUUAGUAAUCCUCCCUUAAGAGUACAUUAUAAAUGUACUUAUCAAGUGUUCUCCCACUUCACUGUUUUGAGAAGCACUAGUUGAAGAGACAAUACUGAGAUACUGUGGUUAUAGUUUGUGUAAUCGCCUUAUACAUAAAGGGAUUUGAAUGUUUGUCUUAUGGAUGACGGUAGUAGCUGAUGGUAAAGGAAGUGGGAUAGUAGUUAAUACUACUGAUUUAUGCACUUUGAAUUUGAUUGCCACACUAGCCCGUAAUGGGGAAUUAUGUAUGCAGUUGAAAAAUAAAAUAGCUAGCAGAGAUGUGUACUGAAAAACUUGAGUCUAAAUCCCAAGGUAUACAUUUCACAUUUACAUUAAAAGUAAUGAGUGGAUGUUGAUGCUCAUAAAUAAUGAACAAAACCUCUAAAUUUGUUUUUUUUGUGUUAUUUGUUCAAAAUUGACCAGUCUAUGGUUCUUAAUUUAUGUCCUUCCAAACUAGUGUAGUAUUAAUCAAUUAUUGUUAAUGAUAUAUCAGACAAACUGUCAUAUUCAUCAUGUUGGAGGGGAAUGACAUGGGGCAGAUAAUCUAACAGUUUUGUAAAAAAUUGUCAGCAUCAUUGGUAGGCCUAAAUGGUAAAAAAUAA
Messenger RNA from Scatophagus argus, 5863 nucleotides. RefSeq names its product zinc finger and BTB domain containing 47b (gene zbtb47b). Gene Ontology annotation, cellular component: nucleus. Gene Ontology annotation, biological process: regulation of transcription by RNA polymerase II. NCBI's taxonomy places the organism in Eukaryota, Metazoa, Chordata, Actinopteri, Scatophagidae. The record is from RefSeq and is a predicted model, not a curated record. Gene Ontology annotation, molecular function: protein binding; DNA-binding transcription factor activity, RNA polymerase II-specific; RNA polymerase II cis-regulatory region sequence-specific DNA binding. The coding region runs from base 238 to 2457 and encodes 739 amino acids. The transcript has 6 exons.